UCUUCAAGUCAGCGCAAGCAGCGCUUUCAUGAUAUUCAAGUGACAGCCGGUGCUGUCUUCAAUGACAUCAAGACUCUUACAGUCGAUAUGAAGGUCCGUUGGUCAUCGACGUACAUGAUGUUAAAUCGUGCCUACAACAUGCCUUUACAGCAUGUCGAGAAGUUCAUUACGGAAAUCUCUCGUACUGCCAAGGAUCGUGCAACCUCAGCAAAAUUGUACUCACUGUUGCCCAGCGCUGAAGAAUGGAAUCACGUCAAGAAGUUUCAGCGCAUUCUACAGAGUGCGGACGCUUGCCAACAGCGUUUCUCAUCCGAGCAUGAACCUGCACUACAUCUCGCCUUACCUGCACUUGAAGAUUUGCAUGCGUGCUGGACAGAGCGACUUCAAAACGACCAGUAUGAGUAUUUCGAAGCCGGAUUACAGUCAGGGCUUGACAAGAUUAGCGAGUAUUAUGACAAGACAGGCCACAACGACGUGUAUGUAUUCUCAAUCAUCUUAAGCCCUCGUAUACGAUUCUCAUUCUUUGAGAGGAGCUGGCCAAAGUCUCUGCGUGAUGAAGCCAUGUUGCUUAUCAGGCGAAUUAGGUAUGCCGAUGUCUGCGGUGCUGCCAACCCUGCCAAUGAAGCAAUGUUGCUUAAGACGAAGUCUAUUCGAUGCAUGGGCUCCAUGCUUGCUGACCUGUCCUCUGAUGAGGAAACUCAUGCCAUGCCAUCUAAAGGUGCGAGCCAGACUGUCAUAGAUCCAGGACAGGAGUGGGAGAAGGAGUUCAAUAAGUAUGUAAUGCUCGAUGAUGAUAUUCCAGAGACGGUCUCUACGGUGCAUUGGUGGGGGCUCAAUGCACACUGCUUCCCUAUAUGGGCUUCGCUUGCACGUGAUUAUCUUGCAAUUAUGGCAACCUCAGUCUCAAGUGAACGGGCCUUCUCUAGCGCAGGCAUCACGAUUACUAAACGACGAAACCGGUUGAAGGGCGACAUUGUUGAGGCCCUCCAGGCACUCAAAUGUGCGUACCAUAAGAACCUGUUUUUUCAUGAUGUUGGGCCUUCGUCUUUCACGGAG
Laetiporus sulphureus 93-53 is the source of this 1056-nucleotide messenger RNA. RefSeq names its product hATC-domain-containing protein. NCBI's taxonomy places the organism in Eukaryota, Fungi, Basidiomycota, Agaricomycetes, Polyporales, Laetiporaceae. The transcript has 6 exons. The record is from RefSeq and is a predicted model, not a curated record. Gene Ontology annotation, molecular function: protein dimerization activity. The annotation marks the transcript as partial.